CUUUUGCUGCCGAAUGGCUGUAACAGAUUGCGCACAGGAAACCGAAUGCUGGGAGGAGGCCGUGUGAGCAGAGAUGUGACCAGCCUGGUCCCAGCAGGACUCCGCCGACUUUGGUGCGCAAAGGGCAGCGUGGCGAGGUCUGCAGGGUUGCGUGGCCGUGACGCUGACACCUUCAGCAGUAUGUUGCUGGCAUGCCGACGCUGACGCAUGUACAGGAUCAUAAUUCACACGUGCAAAAUCAGUCUCUCCGAUGCAAUGACAUCUGAGCAUAAAGAAGUUAAUGUUGCGAACACUGUUGUGAACGGGCUGGUACCAAGCACCAAUGGCCAAGAGAGAGGCUUGGAUCCUGCUAAAAUCUGUACUGGAAAGGGGGCUGUGACUCUCUGGGCAUCUCCGCCUUACGAAGGGAAUCUGAGUGUCAGCCAUGCAAGUCGCCCACAGGAAAUCCAGCUCUCUGAAAAUGACUGGAAGUUGUCCCCUAGUAUUGACGCUCAUAGGGAUGCCCAGUCCUGUGCUUUGGCUGCCAAAGGCUACCGGAGGGUGCAUCCAAACCUUCCUGAGGGCAAGUCCCAUGAGGGGAGCUUUGCAUGGCACCCUCACACCAGCACCCCAGUGACCUUCCCCGGGCCUGCUCCAGCCACUGGCCACGCGUCCCCGCAAGCACCCACGCCCCGUGCACAGCGCGUGCCCCCCAGCACUGCCGGCCGGCGGUGCUUCACCUCCUUGCCCACACCCUUCGGCACCGUCCCACACAAACCCUCGGGCACGACCCCCGGGGGCCGGGCGCAUGCCGGGCCGCCACUCGCAGGGAGUCGCUCCUCCUCAUCGGACACAUCCUCCGAGGCCCUUGGCACGCCGGGGCUGGCCGGGGCCCAGCCGAGCCUCAGCGCCGGGUUGAAACCCAAGCAUGAAACUGGAGCAGGGAAAAAGGUCAGCAGUCUAUAUGUGGCUCGUUUAUCUAACAGCACUUGCUCAGCCGCACCGAAGGGCUCCGCCGCCCACGCGGGGGGCCAGAGCAAAGGCACCUGUUUCAGAGCUGAGGUCACCGUGACACCAGCCGCCCCCCGGGCUUCCUCCGCCACUGGCCCUGCCAAGCCUCCCCCUCCCCCUCCCAGGCCAUUCUUUAAUAUUGUCCUCGGUGGAGCGUCUGUUGCCGAUGGCCAGUGCCUUCCCUCUGGGACGCCUCCUCAGCCAGAGCCCCCUCGCCCGGCCGGCAGUGUGGAGAAGAUGAGGACGCCAGCGUGCCUUCCACAGCCGGAGCAGCCGCCGCCGAGCCAGGCAGAGGGACACAGCCGGGACCCCUGCCCGCUGCUCCAGGAAGCCCCCGGGCCAGGCCGCAGCACGGAAUGCUGUGACCCCCUGAGCACGGCCGGCAGGCCCUCCGCUUACCCCUCCACCACCAUCGUCAACCCCACCAUUGUCCUCUUGCAGCACAACAGAGAACAGCAAAAAAGGCUUAGUAGCCUCACAGAACCGGUGCCGGAUGCACCGGCCGAUGGCACACUCAGCCAAGAGAAGAUGACCCAAAGCAAGAAACAGGCCUCAGAGGAGAGGGGAAGAGCCGCAAGGAGUCCGCCACACAUGGCUGAGUCCUCGCUGGAUGACAUUGGCAUUCCACUGAGGAACACGGACCGAUCGAAGGACUGGUACAAGACAAUGUUCAAACAAAUCCACAGAUUGACAAAAGACCCACCUGAGGAAAAUCCUUAUUGCCCUACCUACAAAUUCCCCGAACUUCCUGAUAUCCAGCCCCAAGCCAAAGAAGACAAUCCCUACUCUCCUACCUACCAGUUUCCUGUGUCUACUCCUAGCCCUAAAUCUGAAGAUGAAGACUCUGAUUCCUAUCUUCCGCAGUACUCCUUUUACAAAGACUUGAGCGCGCAAACGUCAGUGCCCCGUUCCAAGAGUGAGAACGACACCAUCGACUCGGAGAAGGUGGUCAAGCGGUCCGCCACUUUGCCUCUGCCGGCUCGCUCUUCCUCCCUUAAGUCAAGCCCCGAGAGGAAUGACUGGGAGCCCCCAGACAAAAAGGUGGACACAAGGAAGUACCGUGCCGAGCCCAAAAGCAUUUAUGAAUAUCAGCCGGGGAGGUCCUCAGUUCUGAACAGUGAAAAAGUGACUCGGGAUAUAAGCCCAGAAGAGAUAGAUUUAAAGAAUGAGCCUUGGUAUAAAUUCUUUUCGGAACUGGAGUUUGGGAAACCGCCUCCAAAAAAGAUAUGGGAUUAUACUCCUGGAGAGUGCUCUAUCCUUACUAGAGAGGAUAGAAAGACCGAUGAUGAACGCGACCUCUAUCUCUACCAGACGGAGUUAGAGGCCGACCUAGAAAAAAUGGAGAAGCUUUAUAAAGCAAAAGAUAAAAAGGAGAUGAAGAGUACGACACGUUCCUCUCCCCUGGACACAUUCUCAGACCUUUUGCCUCACUCACCAUAUUCCCCCAGCUCCCAUUCAUUAGAAACGGCUCUUGGCGAUUCCACUGGACUGGAAAAUGAGAGGCAGAUCUACAAAAGUGUUUUGGAAGGAGGUGACAUCCCACUGCAGGGACUGAGUGGCCUUAAGCGCCCCUCCAGUUCAGCCUCCACUAAAGAUUCAGAAUCCCCGAGACAUUUUGUGCCACUUGAUUGCAUGGAGAAUCCUGAAGACAUUUUCCACAGGCAUCACAGUGAUAAAGAGAAACUGUUAGAGGACCAGAGACGGAUUAAGCGUGAGCAAGAAGAGGCUGAUAUUGCAGCCAGAAGGCACACAGGGGUCAUUCCUACGCACCAUCAAUUUAUCACUAAUGAGCGGUUUGGGGACCUCCUAAUUGUAGACGAUUCGGCAAAAAGGAAAUCUGGGUCAGAGAUGAAAGCUGCCAGAGUGAAGUUUGACUUUAAAGCCCAGACGCUAAAGGAACUUCCAUUGCAGAAGGGGGAUAUUGUAUAUAUUUAUAAACAAAUUGAUCAGAAUUGGUAUGAAGGCGAGCACCAUGGCAGAGUGGGCAUCUUUCCCCAGUCAUACAUAGAGCUACUUCCCCCCACCGAGAAAGCUCAGCCUAAGAAACCGGCACAGUUGCAAGUCCUGGAAUAUGGAGAGGCAGUAGCCAAGUUCAGUUUCAAUGGGGAUACUCAGGUGGAACUCUCCUUCCGAAAGGGCGAGGGGAUCACUCUGAUCCGGCAGGUGGAUGAGAACUGGUACGAAGGGAGAAUCCCCGGCACCAGCUGCCAGGGCAUCUUCCCCAUCUCCUACGUCGACAUACUGAAGCGGCCGGUGCUGAAGCACAGCACGGACUACGCCGGCCUUCCACUCUCUCACUCGCCAGACCGCAGCCUGAAAGCUUCCCCCCAGCCUUCUCAUCCUUUAUUGAGGCCAGGACCAGAUCUCACAGAAUCUGAAAAGAACUAUGUGGAAACUGUUUGCAAUGAGAUCUUAAACAUUGCUGAAAAGUCCGUCCAUUACUGCAGCACAAUUUCACAGCCUCUCGCCUCUUGUCGUGCGAGGCCUUUUAGUGACAAUAAAUCAUCUCUCAUCAUUUCUCAGCAACCGCAAGUCCUCCCACUGGAGAGCAGCUUCGACAGAAAUCAUACCCCUCAAGACAUGCUUAGCUACCAGGCACUUUACAGCUAUAUUCCACAAAACGACGAUGAGCUGGAGUUGAGAGAUGGGGAUAUCAUAGACGUCAUGGAGAAGUGUGAUGACGGCUGGUUUGUUGGCACAUCCAGGAGAACGCGACAGUUUGGUACUUUCCCAGGCAACUAUGUGAAGCUCGUUUCCUUUUAAAAGUCAUUGCAAGCCUUUGAUUGCAUCAGGAGAGAAGACGAAUGGCACGCUUGAAUCAAAAAUCUUCAGAGAAGAUAAUUUUAUGAAUGUAGUCGCCGAAAGAUAAGAAAUGAACGUGGAAUGUGGUAAAAGUGUUUGAUGCAAGUUCUUGCCUCCUUCGAAGGUUUACCGGAACAUAAAAGACAAACAAGUCAUGCCUUUUAUAAUGCUGCAUUUCUAUCGAUUUUUAUUCUCCAGGAAGCAACAUCUAUUACAGCUUUCAUUCAGCAUUGCCUAUUGCUCCCUGAGAUGGGGGAACAGCAGCAGAGCAGAGUGGAAUAACGAUGUUCGUGGCAGAAAGGAGAAGAAGCGAGAGUCGGGCAUCUCGGGACGGCAGAGUCUUUGACGGCACUCUGGCUGGGAGAGCGUGCGCUGGGGCCUCAUUCUGCAUGCAGCUCCUAUUUGCUUCCUUUGGACUGUGCACCUUAUCCGGCAUAAAAAUCAAAGACGGUUUGGAGGAAAGCCCCAUAUCGAAGAGCACAUUGCCAGGAUGAACGCGCCUCAUCAAACUGCUCCUCAGUACUGCAUGGACGAUGCGUGUGCAGGCCUUUCUGUAUUCCUUCAGAACUGAAGAAUUAUUACACGAGCACAGCAGUGUACAUGUAAGAGUCUGGCACCCUCAAAACCCUCACAAAGAGGAAGGCGCAGCUGCGUCCCAAAGAAAGCGCAGUCGGUGCCCGGGCACCUGCUGGGGCACCGCACCCUUCGCAACAGCAGAUUUUCUUGCUGACAGCUGGGGUUGCUUAUCUUUAUGCAUCCUGCCUUUUCUUCUGGAGUGGCUCAUUAGGACCCCGUGGGGCAGCUCAGGGGGAGAGCAAGCAAGAUUCUCUCUCAGUGCAGUGCCUGGAUCGCUUGCUAGCCCCACACUGGCUCUCCGUGACAGCGGGAGCCUCCAGCCACUGCCCCUGCCAUUCCCCAGCUGGCCAAGAGCCGGUAUUAGGCUGCAAAGCGGGCUGGGGGGCUCUCCUCCACCGCACAUCCAGCCACCAAGGGAAAAGAGAGGGGCCCUCGCUCCUGAUAAGCUGCAGGGGCCAAGCGAGCCGCAGGGGCCUAGAAGGAGACCGAGCUGGGGCAGGCACCAGAGAGGGUGCCUGUUCGCCAGCAGAUUGUCUGGAAAAGCAGCUGCAGUGAAGGGAACCCACCGGGGCUGGUGAGCAAGCUGGAAUCAUCCUGGGGCCCCAUGCACGUGUGAGAAAGAGAGGAAACGAGGGCUUCUCAAUGAGCCGGAGCCAGUGGGGAUUCGGAAGGGAUCCAAAGGGUUUUCCGUGUGAUCUGCAAUAAAGCUGUGUGUGUGUGUGUGUGUGUGUGUGUGAUGCAUACCUGGGGUGCUUGUGUGUGUGUGUGUGUGUGAAUUAACAGAUGGGGCAUCCAAGAGAUUGUGUGGCUGGUGAGCUGGAGCGUGCAGAAGAGAUGGCGGGAUGAGCUGGCUGGCUGAGAAAGCAGGAAAGAAAAGGUUUGCUGUCUGUGCAGUGGAUUUCUGCGGGCGCAGCAGCCCAUGGGUUUCAAAGGACUUCUUUUGUGUGUUUGCGGCCCUGCCUUGUAUUCAGCUUGUUUUGGCAGAAAGCUUCACAAGCCGAAGUGAGCCAAGGGUGGUGAUAAUUUAAGUAACAGUGAUUCCAAAAGAUGAUAAAGGCAAGAUGAUGGUCGUUUAGUUUAACAUGUACAGAAAAUUAAGACAGUGAAUUUGACAGUGGAUUGGGUCUAGUUUAACGAGGCUAGUUAAAUCUGCCUGUAGAAAGCACUUUGUCUCUGCAUCACAGAACUGCCCCCAAACUUACCUGUACCCAAAUUUCAAGGGUCGGUAGAGCAUUGAAAGGAAGGAAGCUAAAGACCGAAGCACUCGAUUUUGGGUUGCUGAAAGCCGGGAAACCCUUUAUCACCUGUUAGACUUUUGGCAGCCAAGUUAGAGGCACUUUAGCUACAGCGCUCCUUCACGUGCUGCCAAAAAAGGGUCGCAUGGUGGCGCGAGAGCCCGUUCACCGCAAUUUGGGCUUUGUGAACAUUCAGAAAACAGGCAUUACGAAACAGGCGCUUCCACAACAUUCUGGAGGGAAAGUAACAGCAGCAUCUUCUCAUCUUGCCAAUUCAAGCAAAAGGAGUUAAAUUAUUUCCACUUGUUCUAAGGCCGAGAUGAAUUGUGCACAGCCCGUUGCACCCAGAGACUGCCUCCAGUCUGCUCCUUCCCCCCCUCUCCAGUCUCCCAUUCUUGACUUCUGAAAGGUAAGGGCGAAGGAGGUUUUCAGAGGGAGUGAGAAUUAUUAGUCCAAAGUGCAUUUUGAAGCAAAAUGGUUUAUUUUCAGAUGCCAGGUGUACCUAUUCCAUGCAUAGCUUCAUUUUCUUUAUCGACUUCCAUUGCCCCAAAUGAGUGACGUAAGGCGAAGAAUUCCACAAACCUCAGCUCCCCCUGCCCCACUCUUUCUUGGCAUAGAUGGCAAAUGUGAUUUCUGCCUCUUUUUAAAAAAGUAGAAAGUACAAUUGAGUGUCCAUUUCUUUAGUUCCCAAAGCAACACUUACCUGGGAAUAAAUGCCACUGAGUUUCUUCAUGGUCAUUUCAUUUAAAAUAGUGUCUGACUAUUAAAUAUAAAAUGCCUUUUUUGCAGCUGCUGCAGUUUUUAGAGUAACCAUAACUCAUCAGCAUGAUUUGCAAUUUAUUUUGCUAUAUUAUCCAUGCUACAGAACAACAGAAUUUCUUUUGCUGACUCCCUGCCCCCAUCAGCCAAAAAAGUCAGCUGAAGCGAUUGUAUGACUGUACAUAUGUAUAUUUGCCUUUGUAUAAACUUACAAAUCUUAGAUUGAAAAAUAAGAAAUUAUUGAAAUCUUUUUUCAGUAAGGCAAACGUAAGGGCUUUUAUUUAUAUGAAGUAAUUAUUCCAUUUAUGGUCACACUAAAUAAAAGGGGUUAGCAAAAUAUAAAUCACCUAAGCUACAAAAUAUUAUUUUCAUCAGAAUGGAGAAUUAACAUUUUCACACUGAAAGAUUAUUAUUACUUAAGUUCCACUGAAAUCAUUUAACUUAUAUUCUUUUGGGAAUGUGUGGAAACGGAAUAAUAAACACAUUGAUGUGCUUUGUCCCCAGAGUGUUUGAUUUGCAUUCUUAUUUCCUGCAGCACUGUUCAGAUUUGGCAUUAAAAUGAAAGGAUUGGAUACGACUGAAUUAACCCGGUCUGCAAAAGAGCUUAACCACACUGGCAACAUGUAACCAGCUUAAUGCCAUUUUAGUCAAUACACAUUUGCGUUCACAUGCACUUCACAACAAGAACUCACCCUUGUGUUUAAUUCUUCAUUGCAGUGUAUUAUGAUUUGGCAAUUGAUAAACUGAAAUAUUAUAUGAAAAGCAUGUUUCUUUUAAUCAAUAUUUAAUAAACAUUAGGCCAAUCUGA
This is a messenger RNA of Varanus komodoensis (Komodo dragon), 7170 nucleotides long. It is a transcript of the gene SORBS1, whose product is annotated as sorbin and SH3 domain containing 1. The coding region runs from base 208 to 3753 and encodes 1181 amino acids. The record is from RefSeq and is a predicted model, not a curated record. The transcript is spliced from 30 exons. Gene Ontology annotation, cellular component: cytoplasm; nucleus; cell-substrate junction. Gene Ontology annotation, molecular function: protein binding. Gene Ontology annotation, biological process: cell-substrate adhesion. Lineage: Eukaryota; Metazoa; Chordata; Lepidosauria; Squamata; Varanidae.